CACCACUUCUGUCUGUAUCAACCAGUGCGGCUGACAAGCCCUUCCUGCAGUACACACCGGGGGAUGUCUGUGCCGUGCUGCCCAGCAAUCCACCGGAGCUUGUUGAUUGGUUCUUAGGGUAUCUAAAUUUAGACGGCCAAUCAGAAUUCAUCCUGACUGCGGGCGAUCCCAAGGAUGUGCAUCUCAACUUUCCACCAGUGCACAGACUCCCCGAUGGCGUCAACGUGCGUAACCUGUUGACUCAUUAUCUGGAUCUACACGCAAGGCCGCGAGGGAG
Molecule: messenger RNA, 277 nt
Organism: Sphaeroforma arctica JP610
Lineage: Eukaryota; Ichthyosporea; Ichthyophonida
Exons: 1
Molecular function (GO): oxidoreductase activity
Source: RefSeq, a predicted model, not a curated record